Galeopterus variegatus (Sunda flying lemur) is the source of this 1473-nucleotide messenger RNA. RefSeq names its product coiled-coil domain containing 122 (gene CCDC122). Bases 72 to 851 code for a protein of 259 amino acids. NCBI's taxonomy places the organism in Eukaryota, Metazoa, Chordata, Mammalia, Dermoptera, Cynocephalidae. The transcript is spliced from 5 exons. The record is from RefSeq and is a predicted model, not a curated record.
GGAUCUUGAAUAUAUAACAGGAAAAAACGAAAGUGAAAGAAAGGAAAAGGCAAGGAGUUCCUAAAGAAGCUAUGGAUAACCAAGACACAUCUUCAUUAACUUGUGUUGUAGCACAAGUGGCAAAGCAGCAGCAAUUACAAACAUCAGAGAUAGAAAAAAACAAAAAAGUUCUAUUUCAUUUGCAGAAUGAACUUCAUGAGCUUGAAAAACAAAUAGAAGCUGUCUCUGCAGAAACUAAAGAAACAGAGAGGCAAAUUUUUCAGCAAGAUGCUGCUAUAGAGAAUACCAAACUUCACUGUGGAAGCCUGGAAACUCAAAUUCAGUCCUUACAUACAGAAAAUGUAAAGCUUAAAUUUGACAUAGAAACAGCCCAAGAAGAUUUUGAGGAACACAUGAUAAGAUAUAAUGUAUAUUAUUCAAAAAUAAAAGCACAUAAAGAUAGUUUGGGGGAGAUAGAAAGCAAAUGGUCAUUUAUGACUGAACUCCAGGAAAAACGAGAUCUUGUUAAAAAACUAAAGACAAUGAAAGAGGAACUUAUGCAAGAUCUCCAAAAUCCACAAGGGAACCGAAUAACACAAGUACAGGAAGACAUUACAAAGCUAAAGGAUAAAAUUGUAACUAUAAAAGAAUCUAUCACUGAAAAAACUUGUUUUCUUGAGGAAGAAAAAAAGACACAUGAAAAAUUAAGAAAAGAAAUAGAGGUGCAACAUAAGAGAUAUGACGCAAUUCUUAAGCGUUUGCAUUGUCAGGUGAACAAGCUUCAGUCAAAUAGAAGACAAUGGCAAUGGAACAUUCAGCAACUGGAAAAAACUGCAGCUGAACUAAGAAAAUGCAUUGGAAUGCAAGAGUAACAUUGCCAUAGGGCAAUGUGGAACACAGACUAUGUCAACAAAAAUGAUGGGAUGGAACACUGAGAAAAUCCUUUGGAUUCUUAACAAGCAGUGUCCACUAUCAGGGGACUGUCUUAAUGAAAGAUUUAUUUUCUCUUUUUUUGAAUCAGUCAUCCAUUUGUUAAAAUGCCUUCCAACCCUACAAUUGAUGGCAGUAGACAACAGGAAUGCUUACAGGAGAAUAGUGGGAGAGUCUAUAUGAUUGUUUUGAGGGUGUAAGAUAUAUUAUGAAUGCCUGUUUCUAGCCGUGUUGCAUUCACUACCCUAUGAAGUAAAAAUUUAGAAGAAAAAAAAUUGAAUUUUCAAUGAUUGUUUAGAUGUUAAAAAAAGAUUGUAUGUUUCACAGUUUUUAUUAGAACUUUAUUACAACUGUAGACCAUAAAUAUUGAUAUUUACAAUAAUGUUGUUAUAUAUCCAGUGCUUCAGAUAUUUUACAAAGUUUUCUCUUUUAUCCAGAAGGUAGCAAUCAUUUUUCUUUGUUAUUAAAUAACAUAUUUUGGAGUGUCGUGAUGCACAAAUUUUUUUUUCACUUUUCAGUCUAUAAGUUCUUUAUUCUUAUUCUGUGACUAAAUUAAAGUUAUAA